Messenger RNA from Saprolegnia parasitica CBS 223.65, 621 nucleotides. RefSeq lists its product as hypothetical. NCBI's taxonomy places the organism in Eukaryota, Oomycota, Saprolegniomycetes, Saprolegniales, Saprolegniaceae. The transcript has a single exon. The record is from RefSeq and is a predicted model, not a curated record. Bases 1 to 621 code for a protein of 206 amino acids.
AUGCUCAGCACCGUUCUCGCGAUCCUCGUGCUGGUGCUCGCACUGCCGAUGACCUUUGUCGGCUACAAGUUUCAAGUUUUGACCGGCGCCGUCUCCAGCUUCUUCCUCGGGGUCGCCUGGAGUCUGCUCGUGCUUCCCAGCGUCAGCGAUCUCAUCGGCUCCAUCGUCGCGCUCGCCGUCGGUGUCCUUGCCGCCGGUGUCGGCGCGCGGUUCCCUGCGGCCGGUCGCUUUGGCACCGUCGCCCUCGCGGCGUUCACGGUGGCCACGGCCAUCGUCGCCGAUGUGUACACCAACUACAUCCUGCUCCUCGUCAUCCUCUUCGCCAGCAUGGUGAUCGUCGCGGCUCUCAGCUACAACUCGCGCACGGCACUGAUUCUCUCGUCGACCUUCUCGGGGGCUUGGCUCCUCGCAGGGGCGAUUGCGACCUUGACGUCGACCAACUACCGCGAUUUUGACCGCGACGAGCCGUCGUUUGGGACGGGCGGCUACGGCACCGUGACGCUCGUCACACUCGCCGUCGCCUUUUUAAGUGGUCUUUUGGUGCAAGUCCGCUUCACGGCGCCUGUCGACAACACAACGCCGACAACGCCGGUGAACGUGGUGCCGUUCACUGCCGUCUAA